This is a messenger RNA of Mytilus trossulus (common blue mussel), 728 nucleotides long. RefSeq lists its product as uncharacterized. The record is from RefSeq and is a predicted model, not a curated record. NCBI's taxonomy places the organism in Eukaryota, Metazoa, Mollusca, Bivalvia, Mytilida, Mytilidae. The coding region runs from base 150 to 728 and encodes 192 amino acids. The transcript is spliced from 5 exons.
AAACCGGUGUCACACUCUUAUGCACAAAUAUUCAAGCAUGCUAACUGAUAAGCGUAAAUAUUUGGAAAGUAUAUAUAUAUAACAAAAUAAAUGCAAAUUAAAGAAGAAGUAAUGUGUUGUGUUGUUUGAACAAGUGGUAAACGCUCACAAUGUAUGUACUUCAUAGUUUGUUGAUCUCUCUAGUGACGUCCACGACUUAUUCAUACAAUUUAAAAUGUCCGGAUGUAUCUCAGAGACCACUAAGAGCAUCAGCAUAUUGUGCAAGCAGUUUUAGAUCAGAAUACACGUGUCUCUAUGAUACAAAUAGGCUAUGGUUUUCUGAGCAGUGUGACAAGAAUCCAGAUUAUGUAACGCGUGGCGAAAAAUAUGUAGUAACUGGACGUCUUAGAAAUGUCGAUUGUUCGUCAGAACGAUAUCAGCCUUUUCCAUUAUGGUCUAAUGUUAGUGGAGUUUGCCUGUUUAAAAAGACGCUAUGUAAAGGAGAGGGUCAAGUUGUCUUUGAUAAUGGUACCCUUAUUUCAGAUGGAGCGUGCCGCUGUGAUUACACAAGAGGCUUUAAAUUUAUUCAACAACCGAAACACAACUGCUUUUGUAUACCAUCAACUGAAGAUUGUUCCUGUCACAUCAGUAAAUGUGCUACUGGCUCUAUUUUAUCACCAGAUUAUGAAUGUGUAGGAGUAACAUAUCAAAAUGAAUCAAAAUGUCCUGCUAUUGGGGAGAAAAGGUAG